AUGCCUUUGUCGCAACUAGGCACGACUGACGUUCUUUAUCUACUGGGAGGUGCAUGGACAGUCUCUUAUAUCGUAUCAAGGCUGCUGCGCCGAGGUAGCAGCGCCACGACACCGUUGCUUGGACCGCCAUCGCAGAGCUGGCUUUUGGGCAACAGAGCGCUGGCCGGCGUUGACAACGAAGUCCCAAUUUACGAGCAAUGGGCGAACCAGUACGGCCGUGUGUUUCAAAUCGGGGGUCCAUUGGGAUCGAGUCGAGUUGUACUCUGCGAUCCCAAGGCAAUCGCCCACUUCUACUCGAAGGAAACGUUCACAUACGUGCAAACGGCCUUUGCGAAAAUAUUCAUCGGCACCUUCUUCGGACGUGGUUUGCUCAUGGCGGAAGGAGAGAGCCACCGAAGGCAGCGCAAAGCGUUGACGCCAGCCUUUAGCAACGCCGCAAUCCGUAAACUGACAAACGUCUUCUUCGACUCGGCGUACAAAUGCAAGGCCAUUUGGGAUGGUAUGCUCGAGUCCCACCCAGAAGGUGUCGUGAUCAAUGUCCAGCAGUGGAUGAACAAUAUUGCGCUUGACAGUAUCGGUAUCGCUGGCUUCUCUCACAAUUUCGGGCAACUCGAUGGCAAGACCUCUGACGUCGCCAAUGCUUUCAAUUCUUUGGGCGGAGACGACCGCAACAUUUUCACUGCGUUCAUCUUCCUGCUCAGCCCUUACUUCCCCUUCCUCGCGACCUUGCCUACGAAACGCAAUAGAGUCAUGAGGAAACUGAGGCAAAGCCUUAGCAAUAUCUCCGACGAACUUCUUGAGCGGACACGCAAGGAAAGUCAAGGAGGCGUUGAAGAAAAGUCUAUCAUAGGACUUCUAAUCAAGGCUGAGAACGCCAAAACGGACCUGACUCUCACGCAAGAGGAAGUGCUGGCGCAGAUGAAUGUGCUGUUAUUGGCUGGGUACGAAACCACGUCAAUCAGUUUAACAUGGGCACUCAUCGAACUCUGUCGAUUCCCGGAGCAGCAACGAAAACUCCGUGACGAACUUCUCUCGCAAUUCCCCUCCUCUGAUCCGACCUGGGACCAACUGAUGACCACCAUACCCUACCUCGACGCCGUUGUUCACGAGACUCUUCGCAUGCACCCGCCGCUCGUAACGACCACUCGUAAGGCCGCCGAAGACGACGUGGUACCCCUGAGCGCCCCUAUCGUUACUCGCGAUGGCCAAACGGUCUCCAGCAUUUCCGUCGCCAAAGGUACGACAGUCUCAGCCCCAAUCCACCUGAUGAAUCAGGCCGAGUGGCUCUGGGGCCCCAACGCCAGAGAAUUCUACCCCGAAAGAUGGCUUGAGCCCAACUUCGGAGAGAAGAACGACGUCCAAGGACAUCGCCAUCUCCUCUCCUUCGUCGAUGGCCCACGUACGUGCCUGGGAAAGAACUUCGCGCUGGCGGAAUUCAAGGCUGCUCUAUCGGUUAUCAUCCGUAACUUUACCUUCGAAUUCGAGGGCCCUGAGCCCAAGAUAGAGAAGCACAUAUCCAUUCUUCCUCGACCGAAGAUCGCCGGGCAGGAUGGUGCUAAAGUACCACUGAGAGUGCGUAGAGUAGAAUAG
Pleurotus ostreatus (oyster mushroom) is the source of this 1590-nucleotide messenger RNA. RefSeq lists its product as uncharacterized. The coding region runs from base 1 to 1590 and encodes 529 amino acids. NCBI's taxonomy places the organism in Eukaryota, Fungi, Basidiomycota, Agaricomycetes, Agaricales, Pleurotaceae. The record is from RefSeq and is a predicted model, not a curated record. Gene Ontology annotation, molecular function: heme binding; iron ion binding; monooxygenase activity. The transcript is spliced from 10 exons.